AUGUCAUUCUUUCUCUUAAUCUUCUUGUUUAGGACUGUGAAACGAUUAGGGAUACCUGAUGAGAGGAUCAUUCUUAUGUUAGCAGAUGACAUGGCUUGCAAUUCCCGAAACAAAUACCCUGCACAAGUUUUCAACAAUGAAAACCAUAGGCUUAACUUGUAUGGAGAUAAUGUUGAGGUAGACUAUCGAGGCUAUGAAGUGACAGUUGAGAACUUUUUGAGAGUUUUAACAGACUCUGAUGAACUUCAGAGUCAUGAUUUGGCUGAUGCAGUCAAACAGAUGAAAGAAAAAGCGUUCAAGGAACUGUUGAUUAUGGUAGAUACAUGUCAAGCUGCUACCCUCUUUUCCCAGCUCCAUUCACCUGAUGUUUUGGCUAUUGGGAGUAGCAUGAAAGGGGAAAACUUAUAUUCACAUCACUUAGAUUCUGAUGUUGGUGUCUCUGUUGUGGAUCGAUUCACAUUUUAUACGUUAGCUUUCUUUGAGAGGCUCAACAUGUAUGACAAUGCAUCAUUAAUCAGUCCGUUUGGCUCAUUUAAUCCAAAUUUACUGCUGUCAACUGCAUAUUAUCGAAAAGAUUUAUACCAACAAGAAUUGGAGAAGGUAUGUCACUUGUAG
Lactuca virosa is the source of this 615-nucleotide messenger RNA. NCBI's taxonomy places the organism in Eukaryota, Viridiplantae, Streptophyta, Magnoliopsida, Asterales, Asteraceae. The record is from the annotation of a GenBank genome assembly.